This is a messenger RNA of Trypanosoma cruzi, 2499 nucleotides long. RefSeq names its product DnaJ chaperone protein, putative. NCBI's taxonomy places the organism in Eukaryota, Euglenozoa, Kinetoplastea, Trypanosomatida, Trypanosomatidae. Bases 1 to 2499 code for a protein of 832 amino acids. The transcript has a single exon. The record is from RefSeq and is a predicted model, not a curated record.
AUGAAGCAAAAGAGAGGAAAGCAAGACGUGAAAAUGCUUGAAUCAGCUCCUCCACAACUUCUCCCAAAAAAGGGUCGGCUUGAGAUUUCUGAGCUUGCUCCACAACAACGGACAAUACGUACUGCGGAAGAAAUUGAAACGGCAUACAAUGAGGCCGUUAGAAAACAUCCUUUUUACGAUAACGCCGAUCACACGAUUGAUUUUCAUGACGCCACUGUAUUCCGUGACGCCAGAGGGGUGGUCGGGGGCGUCUUUUUACCAGGGGCGCUGCCUGCAUUUGCCGCCACCAUGGCAGCCGAUGUGUUGCGACCUGCAGCUGUAAGGACAUCUUUACGAUCGAAUAUGUUUGGUGGGUUCGCACCUCUUAGUGGUAUCGCCGGUUACUUUGACUAUCGCGGAUCUCCAGUGGAACUCAAAUGCCGCAAGACAUCCUUUACAUAUGAAAACGUUCAUUCCUGGCCAAAUGUGUUUCCGAUGAUUGAUUACGUCAGUGCCAUUUACAAAGCUGUUUUCCCGGAACAGUGGGCCGCGCAGGAUGCAGCCGUGCCGGAUAUUGUCCGCAUUCACGGAUCCCCCUUUUCCACCUUGACGGUGAAUCAACAGUUUCGGACCGCCUCACACACGGAUGCGGGUGAUUUUGAUAUGGGUUACGGUCUUCUGGCGGUUCUGGAGGGCAAAUUUGAAGGUCUCUCCCUCGCGUUGGAUGACUUUGGUGUCUGUUUCCGUAUGCAGCCAAGGGACAUCUUGAUUUUUAAUACGCACUUCUUUCAUUCGAAUACAGAGCCGGAGUUGAAUCAUCCAAGGGACGACUGGAGUCGACUAACCUGUGUUUGCUAUUAUAGGGCGGCGUUGGGGGAACCGGCGUGUGUUGCAGAAUAUGAACGACGUUUGGCGCGGGCUAAAGAAAUAGGUGCCUCCCCCCCUCCUGCUGUAGAUGCCAUUUUACAAAAGGACAAUGGCAACAAUUUUAACAAACCCGCACCGACGUUCCCUUAUUUACUCACACCGUUUGGAGGAGCGGCGAGCGUUUGCUCUCUGCAUUGCUGCACCGCCAAGCUCCUGCGGCUACACGAGCUACUGUUAGAAAACCCAACGUUGGAAGUUAUUUUAUUUGGAGAAUCGCUACGAACGGACGAUGGCCUGCCCAGACGUGAAAAGGAGCAACUUAUUUCUGUACACCUUCCUGUGGUUGUAAAGAUGUCUCCCUCCGGUGGGUUUAGUGAAUUGGGAGGGGCGCUAAAGGCUGCCGAGGAGAAGCAGUACUUCUUUGAGGAAAAAUACUUGGCGGAUGAACUCGGUCCAGACCUCAUGUCCAUGUGGACGCAGAGUCGUGCUCACUGGCUGAGGCUCGUCAAGGAGGAUUGGGAGCGUCUCUGUCGAAGGGAUCCAGAACGGACAAAAUUUACCUGGAAUAAUUCGUCUGCAAUGAAUGCGGCCUUUUUUGAUCUCUGUGAGGUGGCAAAGCAGAUGAUGAUUGGACUGCUAAACAAGGAAACACCAUCAUCUGCUGAGAACCACUCCUUUUGGAUUCUUUUUGCGGCACAUUUAAAUUACGCAUGCACCACUGAAAAUGGCAUGCCGCGUGAUGCCGUUGGGAUGCAUAAAUUAAAUGUUAAGCUGAAGGAUUUUCACUUUGGUGGAACCCGGUACUUGAAGGAUAUGCCACCUGAGGAGCAGGAGAGGCGCUUGGAAAGGAAGAAGCGUAUUGAGGAGGCACGCCGUCGAGGUAGCUCAGCGCAUGAAACGCACACGGAUAAUUGGUUGCUAAAUGACACGUUUGAUUAUCAGCAAGAGGACAGAAAGGUGGAAUUUGAGGAAAACGGCUGGAUGACUCCAGAGGCGUAUGUAAAGCAUCUGGGUCUCAAACCAUGUGGCGAUGUCACGGCGGCUGCAAGUCCCACCGAACCUAUUCAUGUUCUUGUCGUCUUGCCAAGACCGGCGGCGGCGGCGACGGCAAAAGAUGCCAAGCGGGAUGUUCCUUUGGCUACAUCUGAAGAAUCCAUCCGUCUUUUAAUGAAUCCGGCCGCGCAGCGUGUGCUGAGAGGAAAGGCCCGGAAUGUCGCCCUUCCUUCCCCAUUGUCGUUUGGUGGUGUGAAAAUCACAGUUCUUUUUGAUGGUGAUGAUAUUGACUGUAUUCAUCCCGAUUUUGUGAUUCUGCAACAUCUCCUUGCCACCAUUGAAGAGGAUGAAGCGGCGAAGGCACGUGUGAAGUAUUGGGCCCGCGUGGCACGCUAUUGCGUGUUUGUCGUGGAGACGGAUGUCAGGGACCGACGUCAUUUUCUCCUCCGUGAGGAAGUACGGGUCGCCUACGAGGAUGUUGCCGAGGACUGCUUUAGAUCCCUUCAUGCGGCGGCGUACUCAACAAAAUACAAUCGUUUGAGAACGACGCCUUCUCUUAUCGCUCUCUGUAAUAGAAAAAAUAUUGGGCUCCGCUUUAAGUUCAGGGGUUCACCCCUAAAUACAAUAGCCCUCGUCGUGGUCGGGGAGCGGUUAGAUUGA